This is a messenger RNA of Pygocentrus nattereri (red-bellied piranha), 2119 nucleotides long. RefSeq lists its product as uncharacterized. Gene Ontology annotation, biological process: retrograde transport, endosome to Golgi. The record is from RefSeq and is a predicted model, not a curated record. Gene Ontology annotation, cellular component: Golgi apparatus; membrane. The transcript has 21 exons. NCBI's taxonomy places the organism in Eukaryota, Metazoa, Chordata, Actinopteri, Characiformes, Serrasalmidae. Bases 77 to 1840 code for a protein of 587 amino acids.
AGUGACGUCGCCGUGCGUAGCUCUGGACGGGGAAGUGGCGAAGCCCCCCGCUCCCUCCAGCAACACGAGAGGAGAGAUGGCAACUGCUGCGACUGAAUCUUUACUACGGGCAAAUCGGAAAACGCUGCUGUUUCGGAUGGUCUUGUGUUUAGCAGUGCUGCCGUCGCUGAGCGCCGUGUCUGAGCCGGGAAAAUGGAUCCUGACUGUAAAGAGCAGCAAAUCCGUAAAGGAGCAAUACUUCCCUUUCUCAAAGACAAUGUUCAAUAACACCUUCAUUAAACUCAAAUGGCUCAAAGAACAGUGCGACCCUCCUAUAAACCUGAGCAUUUCAUGGUAUCUGCGUAGCUCUCGUUGUUAUGAUGAGGUGUUCGUCAUAGAUACUGAAAAGGCAAAAGCAUACUUCAAAACUGAAACAGUGCAUCAGAAGGGUGGUAGUGGUUUCUAUGUAUUUCACCAGUACAGUCCGAUUGAGUGCCAUCAGCCCAUGACCAACAACGAUCUGGAACUGUUGAAAUUUGAAAACCCUGUAGUCCUGGGAUCUGAAGAACAACCGACAACAUCAGGCACUUCAGGGAGGAGAAGGAGGGACACAGUGGGAGAUGUGUCGAAUGAUAAAGUUUCGGUUCCUGCUGCCAAGGAGUCAGGCAAGGAUGUGGACAGCAAAGACAAAACUUCAGCACUGAGCCCUACACACCAUGCGGUGGCACAGACAUGGGAGGACAGCCCUUACAUGUUUAUCAUCUGUGUUUUUCAAAUAAACCCAACCCAAGAGACAGAAAACUGGGAAAUCGAGUUGGAAGUCAGCAUGGAGGGGCCGUAUCAGUAUAUCUCAGCAUCUGAGUGGCCUUUGAUGAUUUUUUACAUGGUGAUGUGCGUCAUAUACGUGGUGCUUGGUGUACUGUGGCUUGCUCUUUCUGCCUGCUACUGGAGAGACUUGUUGCGGAUCCAGUUCUGGAUUGGUGGGGUCAUCUUCUUAGGAAUGCUAGAGAAAGCUGUCUAUUAUGCAGAGUUUCAGAGCAUCCGGUAUGACGGCCUCUCAGUCCAGGGAGCAGUGGUGUUUGCUGAGGUGCUUUCUGCUGUUAAGAGAACUCUGGCUCGAGUACUUGUCAUUAUUGCCAGCCUUGGUUACGGCAUUGUCAAGCCUAGGCUUGGAGCAUUACUGCAUAGGGUGGUAGGAGUAGGACUGCUUUAUCUAAGUUUCUCCAUUGUAGAGGGGGUCCUGAGAGUCACCUCGGAGCAUGGAGGCUCCAGCAGACUUCUAUGUGACAUUAUUCUGGCUGUCACUGACUCUUGCAUUGCAUGGUGGAUCUUCAUAAGCCUGGCACAGACCAUGAAACUUCUGCGGCUUAGGAGAAAUGUGGUGAAGCUCUCCCUUUACCGCCACUUCACCAACACUCUUAUAUUUGCUGUCAUAGCCUCUGUCAUUUUCAUUAUUUGGACAACAAAGACCUUCAAGUUAUCUAAAUGCCAGUCUGAUUGGAGGGAGUUGUGGAUAGAUGAUGCUUUCUGGCGUUUCCUCUUCUCUACUAUCCUGCUAGUCAUCAUGUUCCUAUGGAGACCGUCUGCCAACAAUCAGAGGUAUGCCUUCAGCCCACUGGUGGAUGAGGUUAGUGAUGAGGAGGAAGCGGAGCAACUAAUGAAUGAAGCCUUUGAAGGUGUGAAAAUGAGGGGUAUUAAAUCAGAGGCCAAUGGAAGUGUGAAGCCUAAUAAAGUGGAUGAAGAUCUGAAAUGGGUUGAAGAAAACAUUCCCUCUUCAAUAGCUGACGUUGCACUGCCCCCUCUGUUGGACUCUGAUGAGGAAACCAUGACGACAAAGUUUGAGAUGUCAAAAAUGGAAUAGAGCCACAAUAUGUGUACAUAUUGUAAAUAUGUCUGUGACUAAGAACAGUUGUUUUAACUCCAAAACGUAAGCUUUGUAAGCGAUGGAUGUAAAUAUGUGUGAUGUCAAUAAUGAGGGUAAGAAACCGAAUGAUUUUUAUUUGUAUUGCCUGUAUUGCCUGUUUGUAUUUAUAUUUUCACUGGAAUGGUGUCGGUUUCUUUAACACCGAGUGUAAUAUCGCCUUUGACAUUUGUUUACAUAUCUGAAAUGCGAAAUGUGAUUAAAAAACACUAGUCUAAA